Messenger RNA from Thrips palmi, 5257 nucleotides. RefSeq names its product myoneurin-like. The coding region runs from base 232 to 3213 and encodes 993 amino acids. NCBI's taxonomy places the organism in Eukaryota, Metazoa, Arthropoda, Insecta, Thysanoptera, Thripidae. Gene Ontology annotation, molecular function: protein binding. The record is from RefSeq and is a predicted model, not a curated record. The transcript is spliced from 10 exons.
CAGUUCCUACCACAUAACCAAAACAAUGCUGUUUUGAAAGGCGUAAUCUCAGACGGAUCAAUAUGGCCGCGACUCUCAGUUGUCAAUUAAUAACAAUUUUGAACGGGCGACUAUAAAUUUUCCAGGCUACAUGGUUGCACUUAUUUAUGUUGGUGUUAAAAUUGCGCUCCUGGUUGUGCUGCCCCAUUUGUGCCGGUGCAGCGGCCCAAGCGGCAAGGAUAGGGACAUAAUAUGGAGUACACCGCACUCCCAAACAAUCCUAUGAACUUCACCGAAAAUCAACACGGCAAUGUUAUCUUAGAGAAGUUGCGUAUGCAGAAGGACAGUGGAAGAUUUUGUGAUGUGACACUUUACGUCGAAGGAAAACAGUUCAGAGCACACCGAAAUGUGUUAGCUUCGUGCUCACCCUACUUCAACUCCAUCCUGAAGAUGCAAAGGAUUGUUAAGGAACACCUAACCAUAACCUGCAAAAGCUCCGAGGUGUUUCAGUGUUUGCUCAACUACAUGUAUACUGGCAGUGUUGUCAUUGACAAAGAAAAUGUAUGUGAACUAGUGAGAUUGUCCAAUCACUUUUUGGUGCCGAAGUUGAAAGACUAUUGUUCAGAGUACCUCGAAAGAUACUUAGAAGUUUCCAAUUGUGUGUCUGUCAAAGAAAUGGCAGACAAAUAUAAUAUGCCAUCUCUUUUAAAGUGCUCCUCUAGUUUCAUAAAAAAUAACAUUGAAGAUGUUAUGAAGCAGACUGAGCUUCUGGAAUCGCCCAUUUCUCUUGUGGAAGCUUUUUUAUCAGAUGAUGCUUGGACCAUACCUCAGAGUGCGCUUUUACCAUUUGUGACUAACUGGGUGCUGCAAGAUGUCCGUGGCCGUGAGCAGCACACAAGGAAGCUAUUGACAUUUGUUGAUUGGACAUCAAUGGAUCAGCAAGCAAUAACUGAGCAUGUAGACAGAGAUCCCCUUUAUCCAAAGAGCGAAAUAGCUCUCUAUGCUGUUCUCCAAGCUCUUCUUUCUAACAACUUCCUCUUUAAUAAAUACCAAAUAGUUUAUGAGUCUUUGAGUGGUAAAUUUAAUCAAGGUUCCUCCUCAGGAGUGGUGACAGCUUCUACCCAUUCAGAUGAUAGUUCACCUGUUAAAAUGGAAGUCCCCUCACCUUCAGGCUCACCAGGUUCAAAGCAAGCUCAAGCAAUUGACCAUUUUUUAACAGAGAAUAAUAAAUUGAAACCAACAAAGCAGUCUUUAAAUGAUGACAAAGAAUUAGAGGAAGAUGGUGAGGAGGAUGAAGGUGAUGUCAGUGGAGAUCCUGAUAUUUCAUAUGUUGGAAGGUAUUCUGAAGACUCAUCUGAUGAUGACAGUAACAAGAGACUGAAAGAAGAAACUGAAGAUCAGGGUUUUGAGGGAGAUGAGGGUUUCUUGAAGGAUGAGCCCAUGAUUGAUAUCAAAGUUGACAUGGAACGCUCUGUCAGAACAGGGGGUGAAGAUGAAGAUGAGGAAGAUGAUGAUGAAGAAGAUGAGGAUGAUGAUGAUAUGGAGGGUAGUGGAACAGCUGAAGAUCUAUCAGCCUCAAGAGAUUCAGAAGGAAGUCUUUCAGAGAGUGGCCUUAAGGCAUUGACCCGCACUCGGAGUGGAGGCGUCACCAAGAGCAAAAACAGAAAAAUAACAGUUAGUAGGAGUUCUCUUCGUUUAACAUCAGUAAAAGGAAACUAUCCUCCUGGGUCUGCACGUCGUGGUCGUCCACCAGGAACUGGGAAGAAGCAACGUGAAGCAGCAGCAGCUGCUGCAGCGGCUAUGAUGGACGAUGACAUGGCAGUCACACUUGAUGGAGAUGAACAGUUGGCUGUCAAAAAAUUGAAAUGUAAGCAGUGUAAAUUCCGAGCCAGUGAUGAGGCAGAAUUAGAUACACAUGUGAAUGAUGUGCAUCAGGGUGCACAUGAUGUUAUAUAUAAGUGUAGUGAAUGUGAAUUCACUUGUGGUUACAUAAAAGAUUACUACAAGCAUCUUAAAAAACAUUUUCCUGGCCCGCCGUUCAAAUGUGACAACUGCGAAUAUCAAUGUGACAAAAUGGUGAAUUUAGUGGCUCACAGAUCUAAAACAUGUGAUGACAAACCACAUCACUGUACUAUGUGUGACUAUAAAUGCAGGUCAAGGCCAUAUCUCCUUGUUCAUAUGAGGAGUCACACAGGAGAACUUCCCUAUAAGUGUGAUACGUGUGGCAGAGCAUAUGCCAUGCGCAGUACAUUGGAACAACAUCUUACGUCUCACAGUAAAGAGCAGCCUUACUUAUGUGAUGCAUGUGGUUUUGCUACUAAAUACAUCGCUCAUUUGAUGGCCCACAAGCGUAUUCACACGGGAGAUGUCCACCGAUGCACAUUCCCUGACUGCAAAUACUCAACCCCUAAGAAGUCACAGCUCCUUUCCCAUGCACGUACUCAUGAAGGGGUUCGUCCUCACACAUGCCACAUAUGUGGUCGAGGAUUUCUUGAAAAGAGUCAUUUGGUGCGGCACGAACGAAUUCACUUGGAUGACAAACCUUUCAAAUGUGAUCAGUGUGAUUAUGCAAGUUCAAGGCGAGAUAAAUUGAAAGAGCACUAUACCCGUCACCAUGGUGAUAAUGCUUCAGCUAGAGUACCAUACAAAGCUCGAAUGUCUCGUGUUGGAGAUACAAGGAAAGGAGAUCAGGAUAUUGGGGAUGACUUUAACAUUGAUAAUGCAUCUUCUACCCAGUCGUCAAACCAUGGGAUGAACUUGACAUCAGGGGGUGUCAGUGGAUCUCUUGCUGCUGGGUCAGGAGAGAUGGCUGAAAUCCUUCUUGCUCACAGCAUGUCAGCUGCUCAGCAACACCUCAAGUAUGCAACAAGUUUUGCUGGGCUCAGUGGUAAUGACGGACACAUGAACAUGGACUAUCACCAUCAUCACCACCAGCAGCAGCAGCAAAUGCAUGCAAACACCCGCCUAUCUCUCGCUGGUGUUGCGAGUAAUGGGGAGUCGAUGCAAGCUGAGACCAAGGAUGCAUUGCUAGCGCAAACUGGUUCCAUUCCUACCCCGAAUCCCACUCAUCAUAUGCAAUCAGCGGCAGCAAUGGCAGCGAUGAUGUUAGAUAGUAGAGUAGGUUAUCAUCAAGCUGGUGUUGGUUAUGGUUCAGGGAUGUCUCAACUGCCAUCGCAGUCAUCUUCUUUACCGUCGUCUCAGUCUAGUGAAUAUCCCACCAUGUCCUUAUUUUAAAUGUUUAAGCAGUUGCCUAUUUUAGGGUCCAUCCAUGUUAGCCAGAGGGGUCAAAAGAGAUACUAAGUGCACGUCCAGUUAUGUAACUGAAUGACAAGCUUGCACUUGCUCGUGCACCAAAACUGUUUUAUUUUGUUUUCUUGUGUGUUCAUAUGGUUAAGCACAUUUCUUCAUUUUUUUAUUGAUCCUAUCCAUAUUGUAUCUUGUAUUUUUUUUAAAUGUAUUGAAUUAUGAACCAUUCCAUGGACUUCACAAAUCGAGUGCAACAUGACCAGUUUAUGGUCAGCUGUGCAGAGAUUUGUCACCUUUCAAUAACACCCCACACUCAAGUGUUUUCAGUAUUUUCCAAUUGAAAUUAUUUGAAUUGUUUAAUUGACAUGUUCAGAUUUUGCCUGAAUUUUAACCUACAGACUCAUAGCCGUUUUAUUUUACAUUUGUUUGUUUGUUUUUUGUCGUUGAUGUGUCCUUUUACCCUUUUGUUUUUUAUUAUCGUCUGUACCCUCAUCUACAACUAGAUGGGCAGGAUAAAGACAAUUUACACAUGUAAAGCUGCCUUUUUUUUAAAAACAUGUAGCUAACUAAAGUCAAAUUUUUUACUCCAUUGAUGUAUGUUUCACUAUUUUAUUUGAAAGACAAUAAGAUAUUUUUCUACUUCCCAUCACUUAUCUUAAAAAAGUUCAACAACUGUAUUCAAAAGCCCUUUUUAUUGUUAAGAAACAAAUGUCUCUAAAUCAAAAAAUUUUCAAUUUAAAAAUUGUAAAAGUGCUAAGCCAUAAUGCAGUCAAGAAAUUUUGUUGUGGAUCAAAACACGAAUUUUGCCUAGCAGCUGAAAUAUUUUGUACUGGUGAAGGCUUGAUUGAUUUACCUUUUCUAGCCUUCCAUCCACAAAGGGUUUCCAUGACCACUGUAAUGUCCCCACGGCCAUUCAAGCAUGAUUUUAAAAAAUAGAUUGUACCGUUAAAAUUUUCCCUUUUCAAUUUUGAUAAAUUUUAAAAUUGAUAUUUUUCUUUUGUGCUAAGAUAAAUUAAUGUGUUAGUAUGUGAUCUGUUUGUGAUACCUAGGAUGCUGUCCACGAUCGUUUUUAUUUCUGCUGCUAUUCUUGUCAUGAUGACUAAUACCAUGAAACAUGAUAGGUAAUGUAAAGGCCAUUCAUGAUGCUCAUAAUAUGGCUGCAUCUGUAUGUUUUGUUUGACUGAUUAUUUGCUGUUUCUGUUAAUUUAUUUUGUAUGGUAUUAUCAUACAUUACAUGGGUGAGCAUUAAGAACAUUGACUGGUUUUCUUCCUGUCACAUAUCAAUCUCUCUUGUGUAUUAUGUCUUCUUGUGAAAAUUGUAUUUCUGCCUUACAUUCAGAGUGGUUAGUUUUAACCCUUAUAUUGCAAUCAUAGAAGUCUAGAAGCAUGAAAGUUGUGACAAUUUCCUUUUCACACAAGAAAAUUAGCAAAUGCAGCCUGCAAGGAAGGAGAUGGCAGAAGGGGGAGGGCAGGCUGUAUGCACUUGACUUACAGCUGCAGGUAAAUAAUGGUGAGCCCUCCAUCCUUCUGCGCCAUAGCUACCUUAUAAUGAGUUGUUUCAAAAAUUCUCAUCAACCAUUUUUAAAAAAAUGGCGCGAAAUGUUACAUUCCUCCUUCCUUCAGUUCUCGUUUUGUGUUUGAUUUUAGCUGCAUGCAGAAAUAUUCAAAAAAGCAUUCAUGUUUUAACAGGGUAGCUUCUGUCAUUUUUUGGAAUGGGGUUCCCUUUCCUCAGUGGCGUUUAGUGACUGAUGUAGGAAGUAUGUACGUUAUUUUAAUAGUGUAAGACCAGUGGAUUGGUAUAUUUUCCAGAUCUUGUUACAGUCUAAUGUGGUCCUUUAUCAGCAGUAUACUUGUGUCUUGUAGCAAUGUGAGAACGUGAUGUAGAAUAGUAACUUGUACAUGAUGUAAAUAAAUAAAUAUCGGUAAAGUUAUCAAGAUGCUUGCACAAAGGUCCACAAGUUUUGGCAGAGUGAAAACCAAUUUCUGUAAGCAAUACAACAAAUUUAGAGUUUAUUAAAGUUUGUCUACCAGA